AUGGCACUGCGCUGCGACCGGAUCAUUGAGGUUGACACAGUCUCAAUCUUUGUUGGAAAGCUUAAUCCCCAGAUAACCGAUAGCGAGCUUAGGGCCCGUUUUUCGGCACACGGGAGGAUCAUCGAUUGUAAUUUGGUCAAGAGGCAAAGCAGGCAUGGUAGGGUCUGA
Tuber melanosporum (Perigord truffle) is the source of this 168-nucleotide messenger RNA. RefSeq lists its product as uncharacterized. Gene Ontology annotation, molecular function: RNA binding. The coding region runs from base 1 to 168 and encodes 55 amino acids. The record is from RefSeq and is a predicted model, not a curated record. The transcript has a single exon. NCBI's taxonomy places the organism in Eukaryota, Fungi, Ascomycota, Pezizomycetes, Pezizales, Tuberaceae.